Molecule: messenger RNA, 2873 nt
Organism: Jaculus jaculus (lesser Egyptian jerboa)
Lineage: Eukaryota; Metazoa; Chordata; Mammalia; Rodentia; Dipodidae
Gene: Stam
Product: signal transducing adaptor molecule
Exons: 14
Coding region: 194-1819 (541 amino acids)
Biological process (GO): protein transport to vacuole involved in ubiquitin-dependent protein catabolic process via the multivesicular body sorting pathway
Cellular component (GO): ESCRT-0 complex
Molecular function (GO): phosphatidylinositol binding; ubiquitin binding
Source: RefSeq, a predicted model, not a curated record
UCCGCUGAGGCCGCCGCCGCCGCCUGGUCCGCUGCGGGUGGGUGUGAGGAGGAGCUACCGGGGCCCCUCUGGAGUCCGCCUCCGUCGCCUUUCCUUAUUUCUUUUUGCCGAGGUGUCUUCCUUCGUUCUUCGCACCCUGACUGCCGUGGUGUCGAGGGGGAGUCCCGGGGGACACCUCGGCCACGCACUGGACAUGCCUCUCUUUGCCACCAACCCCUUCGACCAGGAUGUUGAGAAAGCAACCAGUGAGAUGAAUACUGCUGAAGAUUGGGGCCUCAUCUUGGAUAUUUGUGAUAAGGUUGGCCAAUCUCGCACUGGACCUAAAGACUGUCUUCGCUCUAUUAUGAGAAGGGUGAACCAUAAAGACCCCCAUGUUGCUAUGCAAGCUUUGACUCUUCUAGGGGCAUGUGUAUCAAACUGUGGCAAAAUUUUUCAUUUAGAAGUAUGUUCAAGAGAUUUUGCUAGUGAAGUAAGCAACGUAUUGAAUAAGGGUCAUCCUAAAGUAUGUGAAAAGCUAAAAGCUCUUAUGGUUGAAUGGACAGAUGAAUUUAAAAAUGAUCCACAACUCAGUCUGAUAUCAGCAAUGAUUAAAAACCUUAAAGAACAAGGGGUUACAUUCCCAGCAAUUGGCUCUCAGGCUGCAGAGCAAGCAAAAGCAAGCCCAGCCCUAGUCGCCAAGGACCCUGGUACUGUGGCUAACAAAAAAGAAGAAGAAGACUUAGCAAAAGCCAUUGAGUUGUCCCUCAAGGAGCAACGGCAGCAGUCAGCCACCCUUUCCACUUUGUACCCAAGCACCUUGAAUCUUUUAACUAACCACCAACAUGAAGGCCGAAAAGUUCGUGCUAUAUAUGACUUUGAAGCUGCUGAAGAUAAUGAACUUACUUUUAAAGCUGGAGAAAUUAUUACAGUUCUUGAUGACAGUGAUCCCAACUGGUGGAAAGGUGAAACCCAUCAAGGCAUAGGGCUAUUUCCUUCUAAUUUUGUAACUGCAGACCUCACUGCUGAACCUGAAAUGAUUAAAACAGAGAAGAAGACGGUACAGUUUAGUGAUGAAGUUCAGGUAGAAACAAUAGAACCAGAACCUGAGCCAGCCUUUAUUGAUGAAGAUAAAAUGGAUCAGUUGCUACAGAUGUUGCAGAGUACAGACCCCAGCGAUAAUCAGCCAGACCUACCAGAACUCCUGCACCUGGAAGCAAUGUGUCAUCAGAUGGGACCUCUCAUUGAUGAAAAGCUGGAAGAUAUUGAUAGAAAACAUUCAGAACUCUCAGAACUUAAUGUUAAAGUGAUGGAGGCACUUUCAUUGUAUACAAAGUUAAUGAAUGAAGAUCCAAUGUAUUCCAUGUAUGCAAAAUUACAGAAUCAGCAGUAUUACAUGCAGUCACCUGGUGUUUCUGGUUCUCAGGUAUAUCCAGGACCUCCUCAAAGUGGUGCUUACCUCGUUGCAGGGAGUGCCCAGAUGAGCCAUCUCCAGGGCUACAGUCUUCCCCCCGAGCAGUUGUCUUCUCUCACCCAAGGAGCAGUUCCACCUUCUGCAAGCCCAGCCCUUCCUAGUCAGCAGACCCAAGCUUCUUACCCAAAUGCAAUGGUUAGCUCUGUUCAAGGAGGUGCAUAUCCCAAUCAGGCAUCAAUAUAUAGUCCUCCUCCUGCUGCUGUUGCUGUUGCUGCUACACCCGCUGAUGUCACUAUAUACCAGAAUGCAGGAACUAACAUGUCCCAGGUGCCAAACUACACUUUAACAACAUCAGCCCUGCCUCAGCCUGGAGGCAGCCAACAGCCACCUCAGCCACAGCAGCCAUACCCUCAGAAGGCUCUGCUAUAGGCCUUGCUGCUCCCCUCCGUGGUGGGUGUCUGUCUGCUGAACGAGAUUUGUGGAUAGCUUAAGAUUUGCUCAUCCUUACCUGAGAGGAAUCUCGUGGUCAACAGGUUCGAAUAUCCAAGAAAAUAGAACUUCCUUCAAUUUGUUCUGACUCUUUAGAAGUUCUCCCCCUUCCCCCAGAGGAAUGAAACUACUUAGAACAUUUCAUUCCUGUCAUGUAUGGAGAAUGGAUACAAGAUUAUGGUCUUGUAAAACUACCUGUUCUGCAAGAAGUCAGUCCUGCAAAAACUGUUGUGGCAAAUGUUCUGUACAUAUAUUGUUAUGUAACUUCAUUAGUGGCCCAUUUGAAUCACAGUGGUGAUCAUGUGAAUAUAUUUAACACACUGUUAAGUUAAUUUACAUUGCUAUUUUAUUUUAAUCAUGAACAACUACCAUGUUUCCUAAUGUUUUGUGUAAAUUUAAGAUAAAUACACUAUCCUUUUAAGCUGCAAGAGAACAAAGUUGUAGCGUAUUCACUGGGAGGCAUUGUCCUUGCUGCAGUGUCAAAUUAAACUGAAUCCUGUGAGCUAGUUCUCCGCAUUACGUCUCUGUAGCAUCUGCUUACUACCGAUUGUCAUCACAGCAUACAGUGUCUAAUAUUUUGGUGCAUUCAUAGCAAAUAAUAAUGUUCCCUUUUAAACUUUUAUAUUUAGGCAUGAUAUUCCAGAUAUUGUGGGACCAUGAAACAAACCGAAGUAGGCUCACAGUCUUUAUAUCUUGUUUUUAAAGAAACAAUGUUGAUUUACUUUUUCUUAGCUGAACAUGGUAAUUAGGAUUUAAAGCUGUGUGCUGUGUUUAUUGAGGCAGUGACACAAAAGAUGGAGGCAGUGCAUAGGAAAUUUUAAACUGGAAAGAAAACAUGAGUUAUACUACAUUUUCAAAGUCUCUUAAAAGUGUUUAUGAUAUAAAGAAAAUUUGAUUCAUCUGUCUUAUUCCACUAAUUUUCUAAAUAUGUCUUUAAUACAUUGUGUCCUUUAAUUUUUCAUUAAAAUGGAUAUAAGUAGGUGUUUCAAAGUUA